AUGUUUAUCAAAGAGGUAAACAUCACUGGGUUUCGAAGUUAUCGGGAAAACACUACCAUCGACAGCUUCUCGCCGAAACACAAUGUGAUUGUUGGACGCAACGGAUCUGGAAAGUCCAACUUUUUCUUCGCCAUCCAGUUUGUUCUAUCGGAGGAGUUUGCACAUCUACGCCCAGAGCAACGAAUGAGUGUUAUUCAUGAAGGAACUGGACCACGAAUUUCAAGCGCACGAGUGGAAAUCGUCUUUGACAACUCGGAUCGCCGAAUUCCAGCUAUUGAAACAAACGAAGUUCGAGUCGUAAGGCAAAUUGCACAAAAGAAGGACCAGUACUAUAUUGAUGGAAAGCUUGUGCCGAGAGCUGAAGUGGUCAAUCUCAUGGAGUCAGCUGGAUUCUCACGUUCAAACCCGUACUACAUCGUCAAACAAGGAAAAAUUAAUGAACUUGCAACGGCACCUGACGCACAACGCUUAAAGCUUUUGAAAGAGGUGGCUGGUACUCGGGUUUAUGAUGAACGAAAGGAAGAAAGCUUAAAGAUUCUCAAAGAAACAAGUUCAAAAGUCAAGAAGAUUGAGGACCUUUUAAACUACAUCGAUGAGCGAUUGAAUACAUUGGAAUCGGAGAAAGAAGAUUUGAAAGAGUACCAAAAGUGGGACAAACAGAAAAGAUCCAUCGAAUAUACCAUGUACGAUGUUGAAAUUCGAGAAGCACGAAAAAAACUGGAUCAUCUUGCUGAACAAAGGGAAGAUUUGAAUCAACGGCAAAAUAAGGUUAGCUCCGAUCUGAUGGAUGUGCAAAGUCGUGGAAUGAAAGCUUCUGGGGAGCAGCGCAAACUCGAAUCACGUUUCAAAGGGAUGAAGGAAGAAAAGGAGUCUCUGCUACAAGAACGCGCUCAGCUUUUUGAAAAGCGAACAGCAUUAGAGCUCAAAAUCAAGGAUCUGAAAGAAGACGUGGAAAAAGAACGUUCUGGUCGAUCAAGAGCAGAGGGUGAACUAGAAAAACUGAAAGCUGAAAUUGCCGAAAAACAAGAAGAACUUGAGUCGAUUGUUCCCGCUUAUGAGAAAUUGCUUGAAUCUGAAGAACGCCUGAAGUCGGAUGUUCGAAUUGCAGAAAAUCGUUUGAAGGAAUUACUCUUAAAGCAAGGUCAUGGUCAUCAAUUUAAGUCGGUCGCUGAAAGAGACGACUUUUUUGAAAAAGAAAUUCGCUUCGUGAGGUCCCAGCUACGAGAUACUGAAGAGCAAAUGCAAACGAUUGAACGUAGCCUAGAAGAAGAAGCAAGUGAUGAACAAGGAGUCAACGAUCAAAUUAGAAAUAUUGGUUUGCAACUUGAGGAUACAAUCAGUGAAUUAGAGACGACCAACACCGCUUAUGCUCGGCUUCGGAAAGACUUUGAUAAGGCUGUCUACGCUCAUUUGGAGUCCGGAAGAGCUGAGCGAGAGAAACGCGAACAUGUGGAUCAAUUGAAAGCUGAUUUGCAACAUCAGGAGAAUACGUUACGAGGAUUGACCAACAAACCAGCUGUGAAUGGGAUGGAAAGCGUCCGAAAAGUUUUACAAUGGUUUCGCGAAAAUAACACUAAUGGCAAAUACGAUGAUGUUACUAACGGAUAUUAUGGUACUUUGAUUGAACUAAUCGAAUGCGAUCCGGUCUAUUAUCAGGCCAUUGAAGUCACCGCUGCUGGAAGACUCUUUUAUCACGUAGUGUCCGAUGAUCGUGUUGCUAUGAAAAUUUUGAAUAAGAUAAAUUAUAUGAACUUGCCCGGAACGAUUGAUUUCUUUCCACUUUUGCGCCUGACCAGCCCGCAUAGACGAAGCACAAAUGACCCAGACGCACGCCCAAUGAUUGACUGCCUGAAUUACGAUUCAAAGUUCGAAACGGCUUUUCGCCAAGUUUUUGCAGCAACAGUCAUUGUGCGCACGAUGCAAGUGGGUCAGAGAAUGGCAAAAAACGAGGGAUUCGAUGCAGUGACCCUUGAAGGAGAUCAGAUUUCACGCCGAGGUGCUCUGACUGGAGGAUAUAUCGAUCGUAAGAAGUCAAAACUUGAGAUUUUCAAUUCCAUCAAAGAGAUGAAGCAGCAAUUGGAAGAUGCUUCAGUCGAGUUGGAAAAGCUGACGCGAAAUGUCACCCACAAGCAACAGGAAGUAGAGAAAAUUCGAAUGGAAAUGGAAAAAGUGGAAUUGGAUCUUCGGCGCUUAAAGGACCAACAUCGUGAUUUGAGCGAGCGACGCAAGUUUGCUAAUGAACAAUUGGGAAGCAACACUCGAAAUACCGAUCAGAAAAAAAGCCAACUUCUGGUGCUAAAGAAUCGCAUUCGCGAACUGCAAGAUAAGAAAGCAACCAUUUCGUCAGAGCUCGAGCAACCAAUGCAAAGUCAAUUGACUGGUGACGAGCAGAAACAGAUGGAUGGAUUUCAGAACCAAUCCAAAACUCUGCCAAGAAUUGAAAACUUGCUUCAAACAAAUCUUGUUCGCAAACGCGACAAUCUAAGCUCGAAAGUUGGCGACAUAUCCGUUGACGAGAAGCGACACAAUCUCGAAAACGACAACUCGGAAUUAGCAAGUGUGAUUUCCCGUCAAACAGAGAUCAAUCGAAUCAUUGAUGAAUUGGACCGCGAUUUGAAAGAGUAUGAAGAGGCAGCCGAAAAGUUGACGCGGGAAAUUGAUGACGUUCAAGAACAACAGAAAGACCUUGAGCAACAAAUGGCGGAGUUCUCGAAACAAGUGGAAAUGAUUUUCACUAAGCAAAGCACACUUUACACUAAACGCGAAGAAAGUGUUAAAAAGAUUCGGGACUUGGGUUCGCUACCUACUGAAGCUUUCAGCAAAUACCAAAACUUGACUUCAAAGCAAUUGGAUAAGAAGCUUAGUGAAGCACUUAACGAACUGAAGAAGUACGAAAAUGUGAACAAGAAGGCUUUGGAUCAAUUUGUACAAGCGUCAUCUCAGAAAGAAGAUCUGACAAAGCGAAUGGAAGAACAACGCAAAAAUGAAAAGGCGAUUGAGAACUUAUUGGAUGUGCUGGAGAACAGGAAAUAUGAAGCAAUCUUAUUUACUUUUAAACAGGUGUCCAAGAACUUUAAAGAUGUCUUCUCAAAAUUAGUUCCAGGAGGAAGAGGAGACCUUGUCAUGCAAAUGAAUAGCCAAGAAACUGAUGAAGCUGAUCGACAAAAGAGCACAGUAGAAAACUUUACAGGAGUUAGCAUCAGAAUUUCAUUCACAUCAGACGCGGAAACACGGGAAAUGCAACAACUUUCUGGGGGGUCAAAAGACAUUGGUGGCACUGGCCAUGAUUUUUGCAAUUCAAAAAUG
Molecule: messenger RNA, 3306 nt
Organism: Mesorhabditis belari
Lineage: Eukaryota; Metazoa; Nematoda; Chromadorea; Rhabditida; Rhabditidae
Source: the annotation of a GenBank genome assembly